Messenger RNA from Arachis duranensis, 1469 nucleotides. Its product is annotated as protein PELOTA 1. Gene Ontology annotation, cellular component: cytoplasm. The transcript has 16 exons. Gene Ontology annotation, biological process: nuclear-transcribed mRNA catabolic process, non-stop decay; nonfunctional rRNA decay; RNA surveillance. Bases 87 to 1226 code for a protein of 379 amino acids. Lineage: Eukaryota; Viridiplantae; Streptophyta; Magnoliopsida; Fabales; Fabaceae. The record is from RefSeq and is a predicted model, not a curated record.
GAGCAAUCGUCAUAGGGAUUGACAAAUAGUUUCUUCGCUUAUUUUCAACUAUAACUUAGUAGCUUCGCUAGCUGACAGGAAGGGGCAUGAAGAUCGUUCGGAAAGACCUCGUACGUAAUGGACCUGGUAGCGUUAAGAUGGUGGCAGUAGAUUCGGAUGAUCUAUGGUAUGCUUAUAACUUGAUCGCUCCAGGUGAUUCUGUCAUGGCGGUUACUGUUAGGAAGGUUCUUAGAGAAGCAGCUUCUGGUGGACGGGAAGCAGAACGGAUCAAGCUCAAAUUGGAAAUUAAAGUUGAAGAGGUUGCAGAUUAUGACAAAGAAGGCUCUAUGUUGCGAAUUCGUGGAAAGAACAUAUUAGAGAAUGAACAUGUUAAGAUAGGAGCAUUCCAUACUUUGGAACUCGAGCUACAGCGACCAUUUGUGCUUAGAAAGGAGGUUUGGGAUUCUUAUGCUUUGGAGGUACUGCAGCAGGCCUCUGAUCCCGGUGCAAGUGCUGAUCUAGCCGUGGUUUUGAUGCAAGAAGGACUAGCCCAUAUCCUACUUAUUGGUAGAAGUAUGACUAUUACCCGUUCUCGGAUAGAAACCUCAAUUCCUCGCAAGCAUGGACCUGCUAUUGCUGGUUAUGAGUCAGCUUUGAAUAAGUUCUUCGAAAAUGUUUUACAGGCUUUCUUGAAACAUAUAGAUUUCAAUGUGGUUCGCUGCGCUGUAAUUGCAAGUCCAGGAUUUACAAAGGAUCAGUUUCAUCGUCACUUAUUUUUGGAGGCAGAAAGAAGACAGCUACGUCCUAUUAUUGAAAACAAGUCGAGGAUUAUUCUUGUGCACACAACCUCGGGAUACAAGCAUAGUUUAAAGGAGGUUCUUGAUGCUCCAAAUGUCAUGAAUAUGAUUAAAGAUACUAAGGCAGCACAAGAGGUUCGAGCUAUGAAGGAUUUUUAUGACAUGCUUUCAAAUGAUCCAGCCCGAGCUUGCUAUGGAGUUAAACAUGUUGAGGUUGCCAAUGAACGACUAGCUGUGCAAACGCUUCUUAUUACUGAUGAUCUUUUCAGGAAUUCAGAUAUAGCAAGAAGACAAAAGUUUGUUGAGUUGGUCAACUCAGUUAAGGAUUCAGGAGGCACUGUCCAUGUAUUUUCAUCCUUGCAUGUCUCUGGAGAACAGCUAGCACAGAUAAGUGGCAUUGCUGCAAUUCUUCGGUUUCCUCUGCCUGAUCUUGAAGACAUUGAAAUGUGAUGGUCAAGCAUUGCAUAUUUCUGUUGGUGGGAUACCAUUUGGCAUAUCUUGGGUUUUUUGUUUUCUUAAUAUUGUCUUGAAUGCAAGGCAGAUGUUGCAACAGCACCCUUAGUGUUAAGUGCGGAGUGUCCACUUUGUGAUAACUUGUAUUGCGUGGUAUUUAUAUGUUGAAAUUGACACAUAACACCAUAUAUGAAUCUGUAUAGUUUACACUACAAACUGAGUGAAAGUUGUUUUGGUUAA